AUAAUCUUUGGUAGUAGCACUUCAACUCGACUGAAAAGGAGAGAAACGAAAGCAGUUUGGAAAUUACUGAGAGAGGAGGGUGGAAACAGAAGGGGGACAAGAGGGGGUAUUUUUGGAUUAAAUUAAUGACCUUAGUCACCGGGACUUUAGGAUAACGGGCUCCUACGAACGAGUGGGUAGCCCAGUGCGGCGUUUGAUGGAAUAGUUGCAGACAAUUGCCUUUCUCCUCCGGUGGUGCUGAUCGAAACAAGGGCGAGGAGGGGGACCUCGAAACACGCUCCCCAAGAGGAGUACCGCAGGCUUUUUGGAGGGCCUAUUCGAUUUCCUUGGUCUAUCAACAGCCCCCGCCCCUCUGACCCGGAAUUUAAUAGAAAUCGAUAGGAAUAAGAAAUCGUUAAUAUUAACAUUUUGUGACAGCUACAAUUAAGAAGUAUACGGCUUGUCAUACAAUUUACUUUCAAAACCUUUGGGUACACAUUUGAACUUGGAUGCCUCAAACUCUGACCAAUAAGUUAUUAGCAGCAAUCCUCAUAGUUAGAAUAGGCUUAUUGUUGCCAGUUUACUUGAGGACUCCCGUGUUUGGCCGACACAUUCUUUACGCAUUGAUUUGAUCCUGACAAUGCUCAGGGUGAGCUUCAUAUUUCACACCAUGUCCAUUGAUUGUUAGUUGCAGGGUUACGCCUGGUUAAGCAAAUAAAUCGGGUUGAAAGCUGCAUGGUUUUGACAUUAAGGAAGUAAUACGGGACGUACUGAAGAACACAACCAGUUUUUUCAUUUGAAAAGGAAUAUUUAUGCACUGUUUUCAUGAUGGGGAAAAUGCUUUCGAAAAUCUUUGGCAACAAGGAGAUGAGAAUAUUGAUGCUUGGACUUGAUGCUGCUGGAAAGACCACCAUCCUUUACAAACUGAAACUUGGACAGUCAGUCACCACAAUUCCCACUGUUGGUUUCAAUGUCGAGACUGUCACCUACAAAAACGUAAAAUUCAAUGUAUGGGACGUUGGAGGCCAAGAUAAGAUCCGUCCCCUGUGGCGACACUACUAUACGGGCACUCAAGGGUUAAUCUUUGUUGUGGAUUGUGCAGACAGAGAUCGCAUCGAUGAGGCGAGACAGGAACUCCAUCGCAUUAUUAAUGACCGUGAAAUGAGGGACGCCAUCAUCUUGAUUUUUGCCAAUAAGCAGGACCUGCCAGAUGCCAUGAAGCCGCAUGAAAUCCAAGAGAAACUAGGAUUGACCCGCAUCAGAGAUAGGAAUUGGUAUGUUCAGCCCUCCUGUGCGACCACGGGAGACGGACUAUAUGAGGGGUUGACAUGGCUAACAUCAAAUUACAAAUCUUAAUGAUUGAGUGAUGACUGUUUUUAGAAUUUAUUAUUUUUUUUACUUUGAAGUUAAAUAACUUUACUUCUAAAAUGAAUACAAUAAAGAAGAUUUGAUUUAUCCAUU
Molecule: messenger RNA, 1440 nt
Organism: Salvelinus namaycush (lake trout)
Lineage: Eukaryota; Metazoa; Chordata; Actinopteri; Salmoniformes; Salmonidae
Product: ADP-ribosylation factor 6-like
Exons: 2
Coding region: 805-1335 (176 amino acids)
Biological process (GO): vesicle-mediated transport; intracellular protein transport
Cellular component (GO): cytoplasm
Molecular function (GO): GTP binding; GTPase activity
Source: RefSeq, a predicted model, not a curated record